AUGAAAUUAUUAAUUCUAUCAAUUUUAAUUCUUGCGACAAGCAAUCAAGUAAACGCAAAAAUCUACACAAAGUGUGAGCUUGCACGAAAGCUUGAUGGGACAUUUUCACGCAACAAACUGCCAGAUUGGAUGUGCCUGGUUAAACAUGAAAGUUCAUACAAUUCAAGGACGAAAGGAACUAGAAAUAAGAACGGAUCGUAUGACUAUGGAAUAUUUCAAAUAAAUGAUAAAUAUUGGUGUAAAGUUGGCAGCGCAGGUGGAGAUUGUAAUAUCGAUUGUGGCAAAUUCCUUAAUGACGAUAUAACAGACGAUAUCACAUGUGCAAAGAAGAUUUUCAAUCGGCAUGGCUUUGAAGCUUGGUACGGAUGGAAAAAUAACUGCAAAGGAAAAUCUUUGGAUGCUUAUUCUGUUAAUGAAUGCUUUUAG
Messenger RNA from Chironomus riparius, 426 nucleotides. The record is from the annotation of a GenBank genome assembly. Lineage: Eukaryota; Metazoa; Arthropoda; Insecta; Diptera; Chironomidae.